ACUUUUAUGAAAGGGAGAUAUAAAUACUCCCUCUCAUAUCUUUGUUGUUUUUUGACAGGUGCAUCCAUCCUGCUUAAGGUCGAAGCUAGCAGGUCCACCAUAAGGCCCCAAAUUCUUCUUCCCCUGUUUGUUUCCCCAUCAAGAUCAUCAAUGGCGGAUUCGGCUUCACAAAGCAGAUCAAGGGACCUCGAUAAGCUCCUUCUCCGCUCCGGUAAUCUCGUCGGCCCCACCUUCGAGCCCGGUACUGAGUUGAGAGAUGCUUUGAAUGAGUUUGUAAGAGUGUUGGUGAUAGGUGCUGGUGGAUUAGGUUGUGAAUUGCUUAAGGAUUUGGCGUUCUCUGGGUUUCGUAACCUUGAGGUUAUUGAUAUGGACCGAAUUGAGGUUACCAAUCUUAAUCGCCAAUUCCUCUUCAGACUUGGCGAUGUGGGGAAACCAAAAGCAGAAGUUGCUGCGAAAAGAGUGAUGGAGAGAGUCAGUGGUGUAGAUAUCAAGCCACAUUUCUGUCGGAUUGAGGACAAACCUAUAAGCUUCUACAAUGAUUUCCAUAUUAUUGUUCUUGGUCUUGAUUCUGUUGAGGCACGAAGCUAUAUAAAUUCUGUUGCUUGCAGCUUUCUAGAGUACGAUUCUGAUGACAACCCACGGGAAGAGUCAAUUAAGCCUAUGGUUGAUGGUGGGACUGAAGGAUUUAAGGGCCAUGCAAGGAUUAUAAUGCCUGGUGUCACUCCCUGCUUUGAGUGUACAAUAUGGCUCUUUCCCCCACAAGUGAAGUUUCCUUUGUGUACCCUUGCUGAAACUCCUAGAACUGCUGCUCACUGCAUUGAGUAUGCACAUUUAAUCAAAUGGGAUGAGGCUCAUAGUGGCAAAACAUUUGAUCCAGAUGAUCCUGAACACAUGCAGUGGGUGUAUUCUGAGGCUGUUAAAAGAGCAGAACUUUUUGGAAUUCCGGGAGUUACCUAUUCUUUGACCCAGGGUGUGGUUAAAAAUAUCAUACCUGCUAUAGCAUCCACCAAUGCUAUAAUUUCUGCUGCCUGUGCUUUGGAGACCUUGAAGGUUGUCUCUGGAUGCAGCAAAACAUUAACAAAUUACUUGACGUACAAUGGAGUUGAAGGUCUGCACACCAAAGUGACCGAAUUUGUGAGGGACAAAGAUUGUCUUGUUUGUGGUCCAGGUGUCCUUAUUGAGCUAGAAACUUCGGUUACUCUUAAAAAGACAUUCCACCACAACAAAAGGGUGAUAAACUGGUUGGUUGGUUGGUCAUACAACUAAUAAUGCGCAAGCUUUUGUCUCUUUCCGGUGUUGUGCAGUUCAUUGAUCUGCUAGAAGAUCACCCUAAGCUACUACUUACUAGAGUAAGUGUGACGUAUCGAGGGAAGAAUCUAUACAUGCAAGCACCUCCGGUACUGGAAGAGAUGACUCGAUCUAAUUUGGAUUUACCAUUAUUUGAACUUGUGUCUAAAACUCCAAGGGAUAUCGUUCAUGUUACUGGUGCAGCGGGAAAAGGAGAUACGAAGCAGUCUUGUUCAAGGAAGUUACGUGUUGUUUUCAAGGGAAUGGAUGUGGACAUGGCUGGUGGGGCUUAAUUUUCAGUCACCCAUUAGCGUUUUAUUUGUUCCUGAUAAGCCUACUUCUAGGAAGAUAGCUUCUUUUUCUCUAAUUUUUCUCUAGUGCAACACAUGAGUAAACUGCAGAAGCAGACGAGGUUGAUAGGGAAUCCCUCCAUUUUUGUAACUCUUCUUUACUUGUCAUGUGGACGUGAAAAUUGGUGAAUUUAUCUCCAACAUGUGAAAUGAAAUGAGAGAGUUCUAGACCUCGUAA
This is a messenger RNA of Capsicum annuum, 1815 nucleotides long. RefSeq names its product NEDD8-activating enzyme E1 catalytic subunit. Gene Ontology annotation, biological process: protein neddylation. The transcript is spliced from 9 exons. Gene Ontology annotation, molecular function: NEDD8 activating enzyme activity. Gene Ontology annotation, cellular component: nucleus; cytoplasm. Bases 7 to 1266 code for a protein of 419 amino acids. The record is from RefSeq and is a predicted model, not a curated record. NCBI's taxonomy places the organism in Eukaryota, Viridiplantae, Streptophyta, Magnoliopsida, Solanales, Solanaceae.